CCCGGAGCAGUGCGCAGGCGCGGGCGGCCAUUUGUGGCAGCGGAGCUCGGCCGGUGGCUCUCGGAGACUCGUCCCGGACCCGGCGGAACGAGCAGCGGCGCGCCCGAAGAGUCCCGACCCCCGGAGCCCUCGGAGGAAUAAUAUAAAAUACAGGAAACAUGUCUCGAAGAUAUGACUCGAGGACCACUAUAUUUUCACCAGAAGGUCGCUUGUACCAGGUGGAAUAUGCUAUGGAAGCUAUUGGACAUGCAGGCACUUGUUUGGGCAUUUUAGCAAAUGAUGGUGUUUUGCUUGCUGCAGAGAGACGAAACAUUCACAAGCUUCUGGAUGAAGUCUUUUUUUCAGAAAAGAUUUACAAACUCAAUGAGGAUAUGGCUUGCAGUGUGGCAGGCAUAACUUCUGAUGCUAAUGUUUUAACCAAUGAACUGAGACUCAUUGCUCAAAGGUACCUAUUACAGUAUCAAGAACCUAUUCCUUGUGAGCAGUUGGUUACAGCACUGUGUGAUAUCAAGCAAGCUUAUACACAGUUUGGAGGAAAGCGGCCUUUUGGUGUUUCACUGUUGUACAUCGGCUGGGAUAAGCAUUAUGGUUUCCAGCUGUAUCAGAGUGACCCCAGUGGCAAUUAUGGAGGCUGGAAGGCCACAUGCAUUGGGAAUAACAGUGCGGCAGCCGUGUCGAUGUUAAAGCAAGACUACAAGGAAGGAGGAAUGACUCUGAAAUCGGCGCUUGCUUUAGCAAUUAAAGUGCUGAAUAAAACCAUGGAUGUUAGUAAACUUUCUGCUGAAAAAGUUGAAAUUGCAACAUUAACAAGAGAAAAUGGGAAGACGACAAUAAGAGUUUUAAAACAGAAAGAAGUAGAACAAUUGAUUAAGAAACAUGAAGAGGAAGAAGCAAAAGCAGAACGUGAGAAGAAGGAAAAAGAACAGAAAGACAAGGAUAAAUAGAAUCUGAAAUCAGGAUUUUUUUUUUAUAGAUAACCUUAGGGUUCCUUUUCAGCUUAAAAAGCUGUUCUUAAACUUCCACAUGGAGGAAGUCUCAGCCUGAUUUUUCUUAGCCUCUUCUGUGAGGAAAUAGGACAUUACUUACUGGGUGGGGUCCUUGUCAUUUCUGUGCCACUCAAUACUUGACUGUAAUGAUGAUCAUUCCUUACGGACAUCCUACAUCCACUUUUUGAAUAAAACUUGGAAAGAAUGGGAA
This is a messenger RNA of Dromiciops gliroides (monito del monte), 1197 nucleotides long. RefSeq names its product proteasome 20S subunit alpha 4 (gene PSMA4). The record is from RefSeq and is a predicted model, not a curated record. Gene Ontology annotation, biological process: ubiquitin-dependent protein catabolic process. NCBI's taxonomy places the organism in Eukaryota, Metazoa, Chordata, Mammalia, Microbiotheria, Microbiotheriidae. Bases 159 to 944 code for a protein of 261 amino acids. The transcript is spliced from 9 exons. Gene Ontology annotation, cellular component: proteasome core complex, alpha-subunit complex; nucleus; cytosol.